Molecule: messenger RNA, 1594 nt
Organism: Drosophila simulans
Lineage: Eukaryota; Metazoa; Arthropoda; Insecta; Diptera; Drosophilidae
Gene: Got2
Product: aspartate aminotransferase, mitochondrial
Exons: 5
Coding region: 123-1397 (424 amino acids)
Biological process (GO): L-aspartate catabolic process; biosynthetic process
Cellular component (GO): mitochondrion
Molecular function (GO): pyridoxal phosphate binding; L-aspartate:2-oxoglutarate transaminase activity
Source: RefSeq, a predicted model, not a curated record
UUUUGCGCUUGCCGCUUUUGGCUUUAGUAUUCUCGAGAGGCCGGCGGCGAUUGGCAACGUUUAUUGCAGUUUCCAAUUGUUAUUAACUUAAAGCAUAGUACAACCACUAAGUGCAUUUAGCAAUGUCGCAGAUCUGUAAGCGCGGUUUGUUGAUCAGCAACCGAUUGGCGCCCGCCGCCCUCCGCUGCAAAUCAACAUGGUUCUCCGAGGUGCAGAUGGGCCCACCCGAUGCCAUCUUGGGCGUCACGGAAGCCUUCAAGAAGGACACCAACCCCAAGAAGAUCAACUUGGGCGCUGGCGCCUAUCGCGAUGACAACACCCAGCCCUUCGUGCUCCCCAGUGUUCGGGAGGCCGAGAAGAGAGUGCUGAGCCGUAAUCUGGACAAGGAGUACGCCACAAUCAUCGGCAUUCCCGAGUUCUACAACAAGGCCAUCGAGCUGGCAUUGGGCAAGGGAUCCAAGCGUCUGGCAGCCAAGCACAACGUGACCGCCCAGUCCAUCAGUGGAACUGGAGCUCUGCGCAUCGGAGCCGCCUUCCUGGCCAAGUUCUGGAAGGGCAACCGCGAGAUCUACAUCCCGUCGCCAUCGUGGGGCAACCAUGUGCCCAUUUUCGAGCACGCCGGUCUGCCGGUGAACCGAUACCGCUACUACGACAAGGACACCUGUGCCCUGGACUUCGGCGGACUGAUCGAGGAUCUGAAGAAAAUCCCCGAGAAGAGCAUUGUUCUUCUGCACGCCUGCGCCCACAACCCCACUGGAGUGGAUCCCUCUCUGGAGCAGUGGCGCGAAAUCUCGGCGCUGGUCAAGAAACGCAAUCUGUAUCCCUUCAUCGACAUGGCCUACCAGGGCUUCGCCACCGGAGACAUUGACCGCGACGCCCAGGCGGUCCGCACUUUCGAGGCCGAUGGCCACGACUUCUGCCUGGCCCAGAGUUUCGCCAAGAACAUGGGAUUGUAUGGUGAGCGCGCUGGCGCCUUCACCGUGGUGUGCUCCGACGAGGAGGAGGCUGCUCGCGUGAUGUCCCAAGUGAAGAUCCUGAUCCGAGGUCUGUACUCCAAUCCCCCGGUGCACGGAGCUCGUAUUGCCGCCGAGAUCCUCAACAACGAGGAUUUGCGCGCCCAGUGGCUGAAGGAUGUGAAGCUGAUGGCUGACCGCAUCAUCGAUGUGCGCGCCCAGCUCAAGAACAAUCUUAUUAAGCUGGGAUCCAGCCAGAACUGGGACCACAUUGUCAACCAGAUCGGCAUGUUCUGCUUCACUGGCCUGAAGCCGGAGCAGGUGCAGAAGCUGAUCAAGGAUCACAGCGUCUACCUCACCAACGAUGGACGUGUUUCGAUGGCGGGAGUCACCAGCAAGAAUGUCGAGUACCUGGCUGAGAGCAUACACAAGGUUACCAAGUAAGGAGGACCAGUGGAGAUCGAAGUAGAGAUGGAGUUUCAGUAGUACCUUUUAAUCCGGCACUUGUACGAAUUUUCUAGCACCAACGAAAUUCCGAAGUCUAGAUAAACCAAUGCAUUUUGCACACUCUCUAUCCAUAUCUCUGUAUAUAAGCUAAAUGAUCUGCCUUUUAAAAAAUAAAGCAUUUAAAAUGUUAGUAA